Styela clava is the source of this 956-nucleotide messenger RNA. The record is from RefSeq and is a predicted model, not a curated record. Lineage: Eukaryota; Metazoa; Chordata; Ascidiacea; Stolidobranchia; Styelidae.
GUGGAAAUCUAAGCACAUAUUUUUAUACCAAAUCAUUCAUAAUAAUAUAUAUGUGUGUGUUUCGACACAGCCUUGCUCUGAUUUCAUGUGUAAACACACGUAGAAAAUGUUAACCUCCAUUUAUAUGCUGUUUCAAGAACUGCAUCAUCUCGUUUUAAACUCAUAUGAUUUGUUGGCAUUAGUCUGAAUUAUAUCAUGUUUUAAUGCAAUAAAUCAAGCAAGACAAUAUUCUAUAUUACAAUAUGUCAGCCGCUGAAUCGGACCAGAAGAACUUUCUGCAGAAUGAUGUGUCCGCUUCUACACCCCCCAUAAUAAAAUCCAUUGCAAACCCAAGUACAAAAAUUUCCGUACAAGGAGAUUAUGAUCAAUUUGCCAGGCAACCAAAGAAAGAGAAAAAUAACAAAAGCCGAGAUCGAAGCCCGAUAUCGGGAAGCAACAAAUUGAAGAGAAACUCUGUAGAAAAACAACAAUCGCCUACACAGAACGAGGAACAAAAUACUAGUCCUGAAAUAAGUAAAUCAUUCCCCAAAACCACAAAGGAAUCAAAAGAUUCGAACCCUAGUAGUUCCGAACCAAAAGAUGAAAAAGGAAAAUCGAAACGAGCAUCUUUGCAGAGUGAACAACCGAGCGCUAAUAUGUCGGUUACUACCCUAGGUGGCGAAGAGGGAAAUCCUACGUUGUCACGUAUGGACUCAAUGCCUCCCCGCAAACAUGCUCGGGUUGAGCACAUGAAACAGCUACGUAACGAGGGUUUUGAAACUCAAUGUCAAAAUAACAGCCCGCAAAAUAUUCUUGAACAGAAAGACAAAGCCAUUGGAACAGAUGCACAAUGGAUUGCGCAACCUCUUAGGCCUAAUGAACACGCGUUUUUACCACCCGUUGCAUCAGUCGUGGAUUUUUUGGACAACCCAUAUUUUAGAGAUGGAGCUGUUGUUCUCAACAAAACAUUUCUGUGA